Messenger RNA from Ambispora gerdemannii, 682 nucleotides. Lineage: Eukaryota; Fungi; Glomeromycota; Glomeromycetes; Archaeosporales; Ambisporaceae. The record is from the annotation of a GenBank genome assembly.
UGUCCCAAUUCGGUUGGGGACAAUAAUUUUGGCUUCGAUACUACUGGUUUCUUCAGUUAUAAACGCGUAUGUUGUAAUCGGACACACACAAAUGUGGGGCAGACAAAUUGAUGAUACACUCAGGGCAUUUUUCGGAGCAAUAUAUUGUAUAGUUGCGGUCGCGUCUCUCUUUGGACUAAUUGGAUCUUUUAGCUCUCGUCGUUCUGUUCGACUAUUCUCUAGAAUUCUUUGGUUCUUGCUUAUUGCCCAUAUCACUAUCGAUGUUGUACAAGUAAUAGAAAUGCACAAACACAGAGACGAUCGUAUUGCAGACUGUGUCGGAAACGUAACAGUUGCAGUGAACGAAAAAGUCGAUAAUAUUAACAAUUCCACAGCCAAUAUCACGCUAGUUAACGGCGCAACCAACUCCACCACCAAUAAAGUAAAAGACAAAAUUGAAAAGAAUACUCACGAAAGUUGUCAGAGAUGGGUGGAUAUUGAAAUCUGGGCGAUAUCUAUAUGGUAUGGGAUAAUUAAUCUAUUGCUGCUUUACUUUUGUAAUGUAGCUGCACGUUUUUCUCGCCAACUAGAGUCGGAAUAUCGUCAUCAUCAACUUCGAGAUCAUACAAGAUCAGCUGUAAGUCGCUCUUCCCUAAGUUCGAGUUUGAACUACCAACCUACGAAUGUAAAAGGAAAAUCGUAA